GAGGUGGCCCCACCCGCGCGGGGGGGCGUGGCCGGCGCCGGCUGUUGCGGCCGAGCAGAGUUGCGGCGUGGGAAAGAGCCGCUAGGAGCCGACCGCGCCGCCGCUGGAGCCGCGCCUGCCCAGGCCCGGGGAGGGAGGAGGCGGGCGCGAGGGUGCUGCGCCCAGGUCGGCGUCCGAGCUUCCGGCCGGACUGCGCCCCGCGCCGUCUUUCGCCGGGAUGAAGCGCCCCUGCGAGGAGACUACCUCCGAGAGCGACAUGGACGAGACCAUCGACGUGGGGAGCGAGAACAAUUACUCGGGGCAAAAUACUAGCUCUGUGAUUAGAUUGAAUUCUCCUACAACAACAUCUCAGAUUAUGGCAAGAAAGAAAAGGAGAGGGAUUAUAGAGAAAAGGCGUCGGGAUCGGAUAAAUAACAGUUUAUCUGAGUUGAGAAGACUUGUGCCAACUGCUUUUGAAAAACAAGGAUCUGCAAAGUUAGAAAAAGCUGAAAUAUUGCAAAUGACAGUGGAUCAUUUGAAGAUGCUUCAGGCAACAGGGGGUAAAGGCUACUUUGACGCACACGCUCUUGCCAUGGACUUCAUGAGCAUCGGAUUCCGAGAGUGCCUAACAGAAGUGGCGCGUUACCUGAGCUCCGUGGAAGGCCUGGACUCCUCGGAUCCGCUGCGGGUGCGGCUCGUGUCUCAUCUCAGCACUUGCGCCACCCAGCGGGAGGCGGCGGCCAUGACAUCCUCCAUGGCCCACCACCAUCAUCCGCUCCACCCGCAUCACUGGGCCGCCGCCUUCCACCACCUGCCCGCAGCCCUGCUCCAGCCCAACGGCCUCCUUGCCUCAGAGUCAACCCCUUGUCGCCUCUCCACAGCUUCAGAAGUGCCUCCUGCCCACGGCUCUGCUCUCCUCACGGCCACGUUUGCCCACGCGGAUUCAGCCCUCCGAAUGCCAUCCACGGGCAGUGUAGCCCCCUGCGUGCCACCUCUGUCCACCUCUCUCUUGUCCCUCUCUGCCACCGUCCACGCUGCAGCGGCAGCAGCCACCGCGGCUGCACACAGCUUCCCUCUGUCCUUCGCGGGGGCAUUCCCCAUGCUCCCCCCAAACGCAGCAGCAGCAGUGGCCGCGGCAACAGCCAUCAGCCCGCCCUUGUCAGUAUCAGCCACGUCCAGUCCUCAGCAGACCAGCAGUGGAACAAACAGUAAACCUUACCGACCCUGGGGGACAGAAGUUGGAGCUUUUUAAAUUUUUCUUGAACUUCUUGCAAUAGUAACUGAAUGUCCUCCAUUUCAGAGUCAGCUUAAAACCUCUGCACCCUGAAGGUAGCCAUACAGAUGCCGACAGAUCCACAAAGGAACAAUAAAGCUAUUUGAGACACAAACCUCACGAGUAGAAAUGUGGUAUUCUCUUUUCUCUCUCUUUUUUGUUUGGUUUAAGGCAGCUCGGUAACUGACAUCGCAACUUUUGAAAACUUCAUACUUGUUACCAUUUAGAAGUUUCCUGGAAAAUGUAUGGACUGUACCAUCCAGCAGUGCAUCACUAUGUCUGAAUUGGGGAAGAAAAAUGCCCUGACUGAAUUAUCUUGAGACUAGAUGGGAAAUAUAUAUAGAGAGAGUGAGAGAGUCAUGUUUCAUAAGUGCCUGAGCUUAGGAAGUUUUCUUCUGGAUAUAUAACAUUGCACAAGGAAAGAUGAGUGUGGAGGAUAAGUUAAAGGAAAAGGGCAGAAGUCUUGCAGUAGGCUGCAGACAUUUUAAUACCAUGCCAGAAAGAGUAUUCUGGUGAAACUAACAGGUUUUAUUGGUCAAAAUGACUGCUGAAAAUAAUUUUCAAGUUGAAAGAUCUAGUUUUAUCUUAGUUUGCCUUCUCUGUACAGACAUGCCAAGAGGUGACAUUUAGCAGUGCAUUGGUAUAAGCAAUUAUUUCAUCAGUUCUCAGAUUAACAAGCAUUUCUGCUCUGCUUGCUAGCCCCCAGGCACUUUUUUCUUUUUUUUGAAUGGCUCAAAAUAUGGUGCUUCUUUAUAUAAACCUUACAUUUAUAUAGUGCACCUAUGAGCAGUUGUCUACCAUGUGCCCACCAGAGGCUAUUUAUGCCAACUUGAAAACUCCAGUUUGUAGGAGUUUGGUUUAAUUUAUUCAGUUUCAUUUGGACUAUUUUUAUAUAUUUAUCCUCUUCAUUUUCUCCUAAUAAUGCAACAUCUAUUCUUGUCACCCUUUGGGAGAAGUUACAUUUCUGGAGGUGAUGAAGCAAGGAGGGAGCACUGGGAAGAGAAAAGCUACAAUUUUUAAAGCUCUUUGUCAAGUUAGUGAUUGCAUUUGAUCCCAAAGCAAGAUGAAUGUAUGCAAUGGGAUGUACAUAAGUUAUUUUUGCCCAUGCCUAAACUAGUGCUAUGUAAUGGGGUUGUGGUUUUGUGUUUUCGAUUUCGUUUAAUGACAAAAUAAUCUCAUGCUGAAGUCAAGCACGUGAGAGUUUAUGUUUAAAAGAUAAGAGACACAACAUGUAUUAUGCACUUCAUUUCUCUACUGUGUGGAGAAAGCAAUAAACAUGAGAAUGUUAAACAUUAUGCAAAAUUAUACUUUUAAAUAUUUGUUUUAAAAUUACUGUACCUAGUCUUUUUGCAUUACUUUGUAACCUUUUUCUAUGCAAGAGUCUUUACAUAUCACUAAUUAAAUGAAGUCCUUUUUGACUUUUUUUUAUGUGGAUGAGUUGCUUUGCAGAAAAGUUUCCUUCCACUUUCUAUGUGGAAAGUCGACAUGAAUUUCAAGAGAGGUCUUUAUUUACUAACAAUCCAAGCUAUGGCUUUUCUUUGCGUCUUUCAAAAUCAUUUGAUAUAAUUCACAGCUUGCCUGAAAAUAACAUUUAUCUGAGCUUGUAAACUAAGCAUAGGCAGGUAAGAUACUUGGAGGCAAGAAAUAAUCAGUUUCCUCUGCCUUUUAUUCUUAACUACAGUUCUUGGGAAAGUGCAAAUUCAAGACUUCCAAAUGGUAUACCAAAUAUAGGAUAAUAAGCUAGAACAUGUCAUACAUGUUGCAAUUCAAAAAGAUUUGUAGAGUGUUUUAAAGACGUCACAUACAUACAUGAUAGGUAUGUGCAUACAUCCUAAUGAUAAAUCCCUUGUGCUUCAAUGACAAUUUUGUUUGUUGCUGUGGAAGUUUUAUGGGUAUUGCCUCUGCUUCAGUGAGGCCUAAAUAAACCAUCGUAGAGCUCCUGAAGCUAUUGGGCCAAACAACAUGAAAAGAAUGAAAGUGAUUUUUAUUAUGCUUAUUAAUUUGUUCAAAGGAAAAAGUAGGAGGGCUUUUAUAGUAUUCUGGUUUUGAAAAAAUCAAGCAAACAGUUUAAUUUCUGUCUGUAAGUGGGUAAUGAAAAGGUCGGGGGAGGCAAAAGCAAAUCACCUUGUUUCUCGUGUCUAUAAGCCCUGUGGUUCUUAUAUUUUCAGUUGGCUCUAAUAGAAUGAGAUAGCAAAUAAGAAAAUUGAUUUCGUUGUCUUAGGUGUUUACUUUAUAAUCACGAUUUGUGGACAACGGCCAUAUAAUUUUUACUUUAAGAUCUACAACCUGAAUGUAUGCCGAUUGUAAUGUCAGCAUUCAGAGAACUUUUCCUUUUUUGAAAUGUAAACUUGGAGAUCAGGAAUUUAAAAUUUAUUUGAAUUAAAUAUUUUCAAGAUAAA
Chlorocebus sabaeus (green monkey) is the source of this 3651-nucleotide messenger RNA. It is a transcript of the gene HEY2, whose product is annotated as hes related family bHLH transcription factor with YRPW motif 2. Gene Ontology annotation, molecular function: protein dimerization activity; DNA binding. NCBI's taxonomy places the organism in Eukaryota, Metazoa, Chordata, Mammalia, Primates, Cercopithecidae. Gene Ontology annotation, biological process: regulation of DNA-templated transcription. The record is from RefSeq and is a predicted model, not a curated record.